UUGAAAAAAAAUCGUCGACAUUUACUGGCCACUUUUUCGAAACGCCAUAGCUUGAUGGAAAACAGUGAAAUUAUAUUUUGUAUAUCUUUAAAUAUAAUUGUAAGGUAUACAUUUAUUAACUAAAACCUAAAACAAACAUGCCCUCCUAUAUCUGUUUUAUCUAAGGAUGUUAUGGAAUAGACAACAAAAGUAAAAUAUCAUUUCGGUUCGAAAAAAUAAUCCUUAUUUUGUAUAAUUUAAUACAUAUUGGUAUACGUAAUGUCGAUGACAGAAGAUAAAUAAUAAAAACAAAAUAAUAUUUGACUAUUUAUCGUAAUAUGAUUCCUUGUAAUAAAGAAACUGUCGGCCUCGUAUGUACACUUUGUAUGCAAAGUGUCUGCAAUGGUGCAUCGGUUUGAUAAUGGUAAAAAUAAUGUUUACCUGAAUGAUAUAAUUGUGCACACAUGUAUAUCUAUAAUACAGUGAAUAGAAUGGGAAAGCAAAACGGAUCUUGUUGGUGGUUUGUGAAAGCCGCAAAAUGGAUACCAGUUAUUUUUAUUUUGACGAUUGUCUUAUGGUCGUAUUAUGCUUAUGUGGUGCAGUUAUGUUUUUAUACUGUAGAUAAUUAUGUUCAAAAAGCUUUUUAUUUGUUUUUUUACCACAUCCUGUUUCUAUUAUUUUUAUGGUCUUAUUGGCAAACUGUAUUUACAGACCUAAUAGAAAUACCAUACAAGUUUAAAAUACCAGAUGCAGAAAUGGAAAAAUUUCAUCAAGCUGGAACGGAAGAAGCACAGAGGCAAAUCUUAGAGAGAUUUGCACAAGGUCUUCCAGUUACAAAUCGCACUAUGAAAGGAGUCAUACGUUUCUGUGAGAAAUGUCAAUUAAUUAAGCCAGAUCGAGCACACCAUUGUAGUGUAUGUAGUACAUGUGUGUUAAAAAUGGAUCAUCACUGUCCAUGGGUGAACAAUUGUGUAGGUUUCCACAAUUAUAAAUUUUUCAUGUUGUUCCUGGCAUAUGCCCUUCUUUAUUGCAUAUUCAUUACUGCUACAUCUUUACAAUAUCUUAUACGUUUUUGGAAAGGGGAAUUGGAUGGAAUGGGUAGAUUCCAUCUAUUGUUCUUAUUCUUUGUCGCAUUGAUGUUUGCAGUUAGUUUAACUUCCCUUUUCUUUUAUCAUUGCUACCUUGUUUUACAUAAUAGAUCUACAUUAGAGGCAUUUACACCACCUAUGUUCCGCACAGGGAAGGAUAAGGAUGGUUUUAGUCUUGGAAAAUACAAUAACUUCCAAGAAGUUUUUGGUGAUAAUCGUAAACUAUGGUUCCUUCCUAUUUUUACUAGUCUCGGAAAUGGUGUCGCCUAUCCAGUACGUGCGCAACAUCAAGGCACAUCCAAUACUUAUGACUCCAUGGGCAGUACCCGAAACAGUUUUGGCGAUGGGGUAAACUUUCCUGAACGGCUGUGCAAUGAAGACACACAUACUCUGUUGGGGCAUACUACCCAACAGUGGGGUGAUGAGACUGAACUUGACUCUCCACCUCCCUAUGGGUCACAAUCAGCUCUGCUAUGAUAACUCGUGCAACAGAUGCCAAUCAACCAUUGGUGGACGCAGCUGAAGUUGUUUGAAGCAGCAUUUAAAAUUUAUUAUUCAUCUCUUUAUUAUUGACAAAUAUUUCUUGUUAACACAACCUAAUUUUAAAGUCUUUAUAUAAAUCCUUUGCACUUGC
Messenger RNA from Bombus pyrosoma, 1701 nucleotides. Its product is annotated as palmitoyltransferase ZDHHC2-like. Gene Ontology annotation, biological process: protein targeting to membrane; peptidyl-L-cysteine S-palmitoylation; synaptic vesicle maturation. The record is from RefSeq and is a predicted model, not a curated record. The transcript is spliced from 10 exons. Lineage: Eukaryota; Metazoa; Arthropoda; Insecta; Hymenoptera; Apidae. The coding region runs from base 444 to 1544 and encodes 366 amino acids. Gene Ontology annotation, cellular component: Golgi apparatus; endoplasmic reticulum. Gene Ontology annotation, molecular function: protein-cysteine S-palmitoyltransferase activity.